Messenger RNA from Osmia bicornis bicornis, 3954 nucleotides. RefSeq lists its product as uncharacterized. NCBI's taxonomy places the organism in Eukaryota, Metazoa, Arthropoda, Insecta, Hymenoptera, Megachilidae. Gene Ontology annotation, cellular component: plasma membrane. Gene Ontology annotation, biological process: Ras protein signal transduction; positive regulation of GTPase activity. Bases 1 to 2823 code for a protein of 940 amino acids. The record is from RefSeq and is a predicted model, not a curated record. The transcript has 5 exons. Gene Ontology annotation, molecular function: guanyl-nucleotide exchange factor activity.
AUGGAAGAGAAUAGAAUUCAAAGAUUAUUGGCUUCCGAAUACACCGACUUCUCUGACACCAUCAUCGUGGAGUCUUCCUUCGCUGAGACCAAUAGAAAUGGACGAGGAAUUCGUCAAGUUUCUCUUGCUCUCACGCCGACCAAGUUGAUCAUAGCUGGAGACGUUUUCAGAGGGAAUUCAGAGUUCUUUUGUCCCCGUGAUCUUGACCCCAGCAUCGAAAGUUUUGAGCUGAUCUCGGUGUAUCCUUUGCAAUACGUCACCAUCAGUGUGUUCAGCAGGAGACGUCGCAAAACAUUAAAGGCAAGAUCCGAUGCAAUUAGAUUCAUCGAUGGAAGGACAAACUACUAUGAACUCUCUGGUAUACAAAGAAGAAAGUCUCUCUGGAAAAGGUGGUGCGAAGAGGUAGACAGAUUACUCGCGAAGAAAAUUGAUGGAAGUUCCUUGUCAGAAACGACAGCUGCAAGUUCUUCGAGUAGUACAACUCUGUAUAUCCUGUCUUCGGAGAUUGAGAUUCAAAGAAACACUGAAAAAGAAGGGAAAAAGACAGUGUACAGAGUAUGGGCUCAUUACGGGGGUGCCGGUGAUUACGUUCCUCCAACUUGGACCAAGAAGGACCUGUACCUGGGUCCUUCUUACGACGAGUUAGUCAAUGGUCAGUACACCCCAAUUCCAGUGCGAUUCGCCGGAGCAAGUCUGGAAGAUAUUAAGAAUGAGCUAAGAGAUCUAUCACCGAACAGAGCGGAUAAAUUUAGCAGAAGUUGGCCUACGUGUCAGUGUUCGAAAGACAAGGGUCAAAAUGGUGGACUCUGCGACGUGCUCUUCAUCAGGGACCAUAAUCGUAAAUACUACAAUGCCAAGAAAUUCUCUGUCGCUUGUCAGAGUUGCCCUUGCAAUCGUUUUCAAAACAAGCCCUUCGACGAUGAGAAACGAACCGUCUGGUACGACGAACAAACAUUAUACGAAACGACAAUGAAACAUGAAGAGUCAAAGAGUCCUAAGAAAUCUUUGGCGCAAAGGAUAUCGCGAUUCGGAUUUGGUGUACCAGAAAAAUGUCAUUCAGGACUGGUACUUGGUCCUACACGAAGGGACAGAGUACGCUACGAAGCUUCGAUGUCGAAUGAAAAGAACAUGCUGAGUCUUUACGUUCUCAUGGAGAGCGGCGUAAAGGUCUGGGAAGGUGAAGAGAAAGGUCGUUCCAAGUCCUCGAAACGCUUCAGACACUUCAGAAGAUACGGUCUUUGCACCGCGCCUCAUUUUCUUUACGCUCUUGGCCCCUGGUCCGUUCAACCUGGAGAACGGACUCUUCAGGGUCGUAGAUCGUUCAGUCUGGUCACCGUUCGCCGACAGCCCAUUGAUACGGAACUGAGGCUUCCUGUAUCUCGACGACAACUGGCGACCAGUAUCUCUCAUACUGCUCUGCAGUUGGGUAGGUUCGGGUCAAUUGGUACCACUGCUAAAGGACGAGUGAUUCUAUUCUGGACACCGGAUUACUGGUACAGACCCAGACCUGCUGCAGCUGCCUACAGGGAGCUGAGGCAACACUUGAACCAUCUGAGAAAUUUUCGGCAGGAAAAGGAGCGUCCAAUGAAACGGAAGCUGUUUUGUAGAAGGAAGAAGUGUCAGUGUCAGGAAGAGUCGAUCGUUGUUGAAGAGAAACCUAGUAUUCUAGGACGAAUCUUUUCUACAAAUGGAUCUGGCAAAAAGAAGAAGACAUCUGAAGUACGAGAGAACAAUGCAACUACUCAAUUGAGGAGAUUGUUGAGAAUGGAUUUCAGAAUUACAAUCUGGGAUAUAGAUAGUACUAUACUGGCCAGGCAAUUGGCAUUGAUCGAUCGUGAUCUUUUCGUUCGAAUUCCCUCGGACGAGAUCGAAAUCUUGCUCUUCCAAAGGAACUCUAGAAAUGCUCCGAAUUUAGCUGCGUGGAUAGCCUUCGGUCACCGAGUUUCUUGUCUGACCGCCAGCGAGAUUCUGGCGAUGAAGAAGUUAGCAAUGAGAAGUAGAAUCAUAGCGAGAUUCAUCAACGCUGCUAAUAAAUGUUUCGCCAUGGGAAAUUUUCAUUCGUGUAGGUCAAUUUUAGCUGGAUUGCAGGCGCCUCCUGUUUAUAGGCUACGAGGCAGCUGGUCCUACUUGCGAACCCAUCACGCCAAUAGGUACGAAAUCAUGGAAAGGCUUUGCAAGAUCUACAGAAAUCCCUGUAACUCCUCGUACCGUCGAGCAUGGGGCAAAGCGGAAAGAAACCCACCUUCUAUGCCCCACGUUAGUGAUCUUCUAAUGAGACUUCUUGCUCUAAAUAAUCCGCUAUCCCAGCGGCAAUCUGAUGAUCCUUACGUUGCGAAAAAUAAAGACAUUCGUUUCAAACCUGCUCGCUUCAGUCGCACAGGGUCGACGAAUGGGUGUAAAGAUGCAUCGUCUCUGAAAAGUAAUCAGGAUUCAGAUCAGAAACAGGGAUUAAGUAAGCGUAUUCUGGAGUCGGUUUUAAGUAAAAUAAAAGGGGAUCAGAAAACGAUUUACGAGGAGAAAACGGAUUUAUUAUGGACGUCGAGGGAACAGGACUUAGCAUGGAAAUACUUUUACCAGUGGAAUAAUAUCAUUCUCCAACGUAGAGCACGAGUCGAGGAACAGGAGAGAUUAAAGAACAUGGAUCCAAGGAUGAAACGGAUUCUCGAUGUUGUAUCCUGGCUGAUCGAUUGUCAGAAACGUGCUGCGGGGUAUGAUUUUCCAGGACACUCGUUCACUCGUGAAUUUCUAUUGAAAACUCGAUACAGGGAGGACCGAGAGAAUUUCUUUAUUAGUCUGAAACUGGAACCGCCAAUGAUAACUUGAAUAAAAAUAUAAAAAAAGAUAGUAUAUCACAUUAAUAAUGAACAUGAACAUGAUCAAGUAUUAAGAUCAUCGAGGUAGAAUCGUCAACUUAGAAAAAUAAAAUACAUGAAAAACCUUAAUGAUCGCUAAAGUCUUCCAUAGAAAUGUUCAGGUUUCCCAACGCAAUUUAGGUAUUCCUCGAACAAUCCAUCGCCAUCGUUGACCUGGUCAUCGUCGAUGAGGGGUACGCUGUAUUCUAUAAUACAAGAGAUUAAAAAGAAAAAAAAAUGUAAGAAAGAUGAAGUAAUGAAUUGUAGAAAUUAAGCAAAUUUUUAUAUAUAUAUACAAUAUAAAGAGAGAGAAAGAGAAAAGAGAGAGAAUUAUAUAUAUAUAUAUACACAUUUUAUAUACAUACAUCGAUCGCUUGCUGGCACAGUGUAUCUACAUAUGCUUUCUUUGUACUUACAUAUUUAUACCAUUUCUUUUAAUAAAAAUUUCCGAUCCACUUAUACACUCAAGUUUAAUCAAACAAUUAUCUCAAAUAUUUCACUAAACAAUUGUUAACCAGAUAGCAAUUUCAUCAUCAUCAUUUUAUUCCGAACAUAGUUUAUAUGUAUUAUAUUUUAAAUAUACGUAUUUCAAGCAUAAUGCAUACAAUUGUUGCUAUACAUAUGCACACACACAUUGUCUCCUUUAACAAAUAUUCAUUCAGUCGUUAAACGCGAGUGUUUAUGAUGGGCGGAAGAGUGAAUCUCGAACGGAAAGAUCCAUAUCAAACUGUUGACUAGAUAACAACGCAAUCAUCGUAUUUACAAUAAUAAAAUAUACAGUCGCAGAUUUAAAAAAAAAGAAUGAGUGGGAGGAGAGAAACAAUUGAAUAAAGUUGAACGAAUGGGAACAAUCUUUAUCUGGCACGAUAUUAGAUCAAUUAUGAUUAAUGGAUCGUUGAAAUAUAUAUUUUUUUAACACGUUGACUUUUAUACGGAUAAUAUGGCACAAGAUAAUAUAGAUUAUAUUAAAAUUUUGACUGCUUAUAAUCCAGCACAGAAUAAUGUAGAUUAUUAAACAUAUUAAGCAAAGUUAAAAUUACCAAGGUAUGCAAAUACUUUUUUCCAUUAUUUGACUAAAUUCUCAUGGCAGUCAACGUGCUAA